This is a messenger RNA of Hirsutella rhossiliensis, 891 nucleotides long. RefSeq names its product Basic-leucine zipper (bZIP) transcription factor. Gene Ontology annotation, biological process: regulation of DNA-templated transcription. The record is from RefSeq and is a predicted model, not a curated record. Lineage: Eukaryota; Fungi; Ascomycota; Sordariomycetes; Hypocreales; Ophiocordycipitaceae. Gene Ontology annotation, molecular function: DNA-binding transcription factor activity. The coding region runs from base 1 to 891 and encodes 296 amino acids. The transcript has 3 exons.
AUGUCCCAGCCCGUGCUGCCCCUCAUUCAGAGUCAGUAUAUAUCGCUUCCCAGGAUUCACAUCCACAGCGCCUCCCCCGUCUCACGCGACACCAUCUGGACCACACCAAGAAGAGGCAACAGCUUGCCGGAGAAGAAGAGAGAAACGACGAUAACGACGACACGCUCCGAGGCGCCCGCAGCCGAUCCCGGCGAACCAGCAGCUCGCCCGACUCCGCCGCCGACCCAGGCUGGCAAGAGGUCCGCCAUAUCCGCAAGUCUCGGGACCGAGCAGCAGCAGCAACAAGACGCGAGUCGUCGCAGCAUCAUGGCCGCAGGAGUCAGGGCGUCUCGCCACAGCGUGGAAACUUUAGCCAAGAAGGCAUCACCGCCCGCCAGGAAGCCAUGCAAGACCAGCGCAAAGGAUAUCAACUGGGCCGACGUGACGGACCCGGAGGAGAGGAGGCGGAUCCAAAACCGGAUCGCUCAACGCAAGUUUCGGGAGAAGGCAAGAGAGAACCGGGAAAAGGCGGAGCGCGAGUCGCGGAACCGGGAGCACGCCGGCAACAGCUACCGCAUCCCCCUCGGAGCCGUAGACUUGGGCGGCAGCGGCUACGGCCACGGCUACGGCCAGGAGGAGGAGCUCUCGGGCCUGCCUUGGGGCGGCAUGAACUUAAGCCUCGUCGUCUCGCGGGGCCACGAGGCCGAGAGCCGGCGGAGCAGCGGCCGCGGCACAUACAUUGGCGACGAGCCGCUCACCAUCGCCGCCAGCCCGCCAUUCGCGGUCGUUUCGGCUCCGGCACCAGGGGGGAGCACGGCCCCGAGCUACGGCAGCAGUGGAGGAGGGGACGACAUCUUCUUCGACGACGCCAGCUACGCUUACGAUGCGGCGGCGUUUCCGCCCUUGGCGUGA